Messenger RNA from Ctenopharyngodon idella (grass carp), 6821 nucleotides. RefSeq names its product zinc finger protein 219 (gene znf219). The record is from RefSeq and is a predicted model, not a curated record. The coding region runs from base 587 to 3877 and encodes 1096 amino acids. Lineage: Eukaryota; Metazoa; Chordata; Actinopteri; Cypriniformes; Xenocyprididae. Gene Ontology annotation, cellular component: nucleus. Gene Ontology annotation, biological process: regulation of DNA-templated transcription. Gene Ontology annotation, molecular function: RNA polymerase II cis-regulatory region sequence-specific DNA binding; DNA-binding transcription factor activity, RNA polymerase II-specific. The transcript is spliced from 5 exons.
UCUUGCAACACAACUACAGAAGCACUUUCUGAUGGACAACAAUUUUGGGACGAAACGUUCGUACUCUUCAUACUUCUAAAGGACGUUUGCGCGUAAAUCUGAACACUACGAGCAGACGCGAGAAACUUGUACGUGAUUUGUAAGCGCGCGGCGUGUCAGUCUAUCCCACAAAUCUAUAGAUCGUUUUAAAAUGGUGCCUGCGAGAUUAUAAUUACAUUUGCAACCUACAGCCUCCGCCUCUCUCUCAUUCACUCACUCACUCACGACUGCACAAUAAAUGGAUCUUUGAGAAAAGAGAGAGAGAGGGAGAGAGACGUGUGAGGAAAGAGGGAGGAGGAGAAGAUAGAAAGGGCAGAAGGGAGGGGGGUAUCGGCGUAUGCUUGUAUACAACUACCCCCGAUUUCCAUUUUUUUCCCUAACUCGUAAUGUAUUUAAUUCAAGUGAAACGUAAUCAUGACGUGUGUUGUCAUUAAUCUCCUCGCCGCCUCUCCCGGGACUGUUGGAGGUGGUCAGGCAAAUUGCCACCAUCAGAAAACACCCUUUUUAAUCCAAGGAAGUGAAGCAUGGCAUAGACACAUUAACAAUUAUGGAUUCCCCACCGGAGUGUAUGCUGGCUCUUUCCUGUGAGCCCCCACUGUCUCCGCCCUCCAUGCCAUCCCUGGACCACAGUCCCCAAUUCCUACCCCAGAGUCCUCAAUCUACCCCUUCUAGCCCUCAAACUGAACUCUAUGCACCGGUCUCACCCUGCCCCCUUCCUGAAGCCAGCUUCCAAGAUGAGGAGGAGGAUGAGGAGUUGUCAACACCCUCAUCACCCACCCCAGCUGUGGCACUGUUUCCUGGUGAAUUGGAACUCGGCAGUCCUUCAUCAGAGAGCAGCCCCCCAGCCACACCAUUAGCACCUUUCCCUGGUUUUGGAGCUCUGGAGCAGGCAAUCUCUUCUGGUCAAAGUACCAUCUACAAUGAUGAGUUGGAUCUUCAGCUUUUCAACAAUGAGGGCAUGGCUGUCCCUGGAGGGAUCAGCCCUGGGCCUGGCCUAAGGUUCCCCUGUCAUGUGUGUGGAAAGAGGUUCCGCUUCCAGAGUAUUCUGUCUCUGCAUGCUCGAGCACACAGUUUGGACAGGGAACGUCGGGCUUCAGCUCCCUACCGGACCACGCAUGUCAAACUGCAGCAGAAUCACGCAAGCAACAGUGUAAUCCAGAAUCCAUUAUCUGGGUCAUUACAAAAAAGUAUGAAUGAAGACAUGGUUCCAGAGGAACCUCUUCAAACUGCUAACAGCCCUCAGUUCCUCUUUGAAGGAACCACAGCCCUGACUCCACCUUUAACAGAGGAAGCACCAAUCUCAACCUCCUUAUCUCCACUUGGCCAGGCCCACUUGGAAGACAAUGCCCCCCCUACAGCUGCUCCUGCCUUCCGGUGUCAUGCUUGUAAGGGUAAGUUCCGAACAGCUUCAGAGCUGGCACGUCAUGUGCGGAUCCUUCACAACCCCUACAAAUGUACAAUGUGUCCUUUCUCAGCCAGCCAGGAGGAAAGACUGGCUGCCCAUUUGCAGGAGAGCCACACACCUGAGGAUCCUGCCGCUGAAACGGCUUUCCCUUCUCACCCUAUAACAGCACCACCAGAAACUCCUCCCCCACAAAUGUCUGUUGUUCCAGCUUUCCGAUGUGAGACAUGCGGGCAGCGUUUUACACAGUCCUGGUUUUUGAAGGGGCACAUGCGGAAGCACAAGGACUCAUUGGAUCACAAGUGCCAGGUGUGUGGCCGUGGCUUCAAGGAACCCUGGUUUCUUAAGAACCAUAUGAAGGUGCAUCUUAACAAGCUGGGCCUCAAGACUGGAUUGGGAAAUCUGGGUCCAGCUGGAACUGAUCAAUCCAAAGGUCCUGCAAGCACACAAGUGCUAGGGGCUCUGUAUUCUAACUUGCUCCUUGCUCGCAGUAUGGCCGGGGGUGGUGGAUCAGGAAAUCGCACAGAGAGGUCUGAUGCCAGUGCAGGCUCAAGCAAAUCCUCUAUAUUGGGCUAUCUGGGAUUACCCAAAGACAACAGCAAUGGAAGUUGCAUGGAGCGCCUUCAGGCAGUGGCACAGGUUGCAGAAAUGGGUAACGGAGGCGGAGGGCGGGGAAGUGAGUCAGCAGACGGAGCAGACCAGGCAGCCAUGUGGCAGCUGGUUGCUCGCAGUCUGGUGGCAGCACAGCACAACCAACAGCAGCAGAGAUCCCAUUCACACCAUCAGUUUCUUUCCUCACGAGGCACUGUCGCUGGGGAAGCCAAGCAGAUGAGGGCCUACCUGGGUGGGUUGGGUUCUAGAGAGGAACUGGAGGGAUCUAGCGCACCAUGGGAGUGUCCAGAUUGUGGCAAGAUGUUCAGAAGCCUUCAGCAGGUGGUUGCCCACGCCCGUGUCCAUGUUCAGAAACCACAGAAAGGUGGACAAAGUGCCCAAGGGGGUAUGUCCAGGGAAGAAAACAUAAUAAACAGAGUCAGUGGAGCUCAAGCAACAGGUGGAGUAGAAGGAGGGCAAAGAACAAGUGACAAUGAAGUUAGACAGGAGAGAAAGCAACUCCCAUCAGGAGUCGGGUCAGCUGGGAGCUUCCAUUCUGUCAUAUCACAUCUUUCUGGUCAGAAUGGUUUGAGGGGAUCAUCCUCUUCCACUUCAUCUCCAAGGGAGCGUGUUCGGGGAACAGGGAUGAAGGAUUGCCCCUACUGUGGUAAAGCCUUCCGGUCUUCCCAUCACCUUAAAGUGCAUCUUCGUGUACACACAGGUGAGAGACCAUACAAAUGCCCCCACUGUGAUUAUGCUGGCACCCAGUCUGGCUCUCUCAAGUACCACCUUCAACGUCAUCAUCGUGAGCAAAGGAACGCUAUGGCAACCUCCCCCAAUUCCCCAUCACCUAGCCUCCCCUCUCUGACUGGAUCUUCUCGUGAAGGGGCAAAAAAGCGUAGACUCCCCUCCCAGUCUUCUUUUGGGAAGGUUCCUGGAGAGGCUUCUUCUUUAAGGCACAGUCAGUCAUGGGGUGCAGGCCCAUCAGAACAGAAGGAGGGAUCUUCUGCAUCUAUACAUCAAAGAGAAGGAGACCUGGAGAGUCACUAUCGCAGUCUGUCAGGGAUGAUGGGUACACUCUUCCCCGGUGGUCUAGAAACAAAUUGGAUUGGGGAGGUACCACCUCAGAAAAUGCCAAAAGUGUCUAGACGUAAACCCCUUACUACAAGUCGCAUGGUUUCAGUAAAUGGCUAUCAGGGCGGGACGACAUCCCAGGAAGGAGGCUUUGAACCGCUGGACCUCUCCCGCCGCCCUUUACAAGAUGAAGGGGGAGUGAGUAGUUCUGGAGGUGAACCAUCAGGUGGCUCUAAAGGAGGGAAUGACAUCCUCAAUCAAUGCGUGUUCUGUCCCUUCCGAACCUCUUCUGCUGAGCUGAUGGCCAUGCACCUUCAGGUUAAUCACACCAGCAAGUCUCGUCGCAAGAGGGGCGUCCCCAUCAGUUCCACCAAUCAUUCUCCAAGACUAACUUUGGCCGGGCCAGACCGUGAUCCCCUGGCUCUGUGGAAGUUCUUUGGUGUAGAAGAUGGAGUAACAUCUCCUGAGGACUGGGUCUCAUCCCAGUCAAAAGCGCAGAAUGGAGUCAGCCCAGACAACAGGGAAACAGAGGACAGCUUUGAAUUAGUCCCUGGACCUGCAGGAAGCUUUGGUGCCACAGAAAAGAAACGUAAAAUGAGAGAGGACCUGGAUGAGGAAGACGAGGUGGUCAACGAAGAAGAGAAUGAGCUGGAAGCAAAUGGCAGCUUUGUAAAUUUACCCCAGAAUCAGAGCAGAAGGGCUCAGUCUGAUUCAUCAGACCUCACGGCUGAGGAUCUACCCAAGGAGGAGGAAAGUGUCUUGGGGAAAUAACAUCGAAAGAGAGCCCUGGAGAAAAGAUAGGGGCAGGGGAGAAAUAUUUGGGAAAUAGUUGUCCAGGGUCCCUCGUAUCCUUCAAACCAAGGGCAGACCAUUCGCUAUGCUAACAUACUGUACAGUAUGUAAUCUGUAAACAGAUAACCCGUAAAAGUAUUUAAAUCAAGCAUUUCUUAAUAUAUCUUCCUAGCCCCCCUUGGUUAGUGAUCAAUUACCUCUACACACACACAAAGACUCUCAAUCACACAGAGAUAUCCAGUAUUGUAUGCUAGUCUAAGCCUGCCUGUCUCGGGGCCUUCUUGAACACUGUUCUCUUGUUCCUGUCUUCUUGUCAGUGAACGCAAUUGCCAAGUUGCAUUUCAUUUACAAUUUCCUUGCUCCUGUGAAUCUUGCUCUCAUCUUAACAAGGACUUGGAAUGUCAAUCUGGGGAGCUGAAAAAGCAAAAAAGAAACACUGUUCUUAAUCAUUACAAUAUACAGUAUUAAUGCUGAGAGAGAUGCUAAUCAAAUACUGAACGGACAUCCUACUUCCACAUGAACUUAAUCUGACAGCACGUCUUCAGUAAACCAAAGGAGUGAGCACACUUCUUACCAUGCACCUGCCAGACUCUGAACAGAAUGCUGUGAUAACUGAAUGGUACUUGUGAAUCACCUCUAACAGAACAGGACAGAGUAAAGAUUAUAUUACCAGAUAUCCACACUGCCAGUCUGCUCCGACGGGUCUUCUUCAGAUAUUAUAUGAAAAAGAAAUUCUGCCUCUUCUAUAUGCUAUUUCUCUCAGUGCCUGUUGAUGUAAAAGGUUUUAAGCAGAUCCAGCAACACAGGAAUAUAGUUACAGUGAAUAUAUACAGUAUAUAUGCGUAGUUGUGCUAGAGCAUAGAGUUCUGUGACAAUAUGGUGGCAGUUUGUGAGACUAUGUCUGCUUUGAAUGAAACUAUGAAUGAACCCAGAUCACCACAUGUGGGAACAGCCGGCCAUUUGACAAGGGCCCUAUGGAAGUGUUUACAUUACAGAUACCACCAGGAUUUCUGGGUGGAAUCCGGACCACCGUUACUAUUGAAAGUUCAAAUUUCAGGGUUUGAAACAAAUCACAAUCUAGUAAAUGGAGACUCAGCAAUAUAUCUUUCAUAUUCCUGAAUUGUCUCUGAUUCUCAAACCAUCCAGGAGAGGGUGGAAAGUGGGUCUCUACUAAAACAUUCAGUAUGCCGUUUUUUUUUUUUUAGAUGUGAGUAGACAUUUUUUUUAAAUAUCAAAAAUGAAAAUAAAAAAAAAAUAAAACACAGACACACACUAACAAAUUCAGACAUCCCAGUAGAACAUAUGUAGCUUUUGUAAAGAUAAGAGAUCAAAAAGAGGAAAAAAAAAAAUGUUGUUUUCCUUUUAAGAAGUGUUAAUGGAAACGGAAAUGGAGAAUAGUAAUAAGUAUUAUAUAAUAUAAUAAUUAUGAAAGAAGACUGCUUUAGAAUGUCUGUAGAGCACUGUGCAAAGUCCCCCCUCGCUUUAGUUUUGCCUUUAAAUGCAGAUCAAACUUUUGAUCUUUUUCCCAAACCCUUUUUUUUUAAUUUUUUUUUUAAUAAUGCUGCAGAUUCAAUUCAUGUCCCCUUAAACAAUGUGUUUAUAUAUUCAUCAAUCAACAAAUCAAUCAUUCGGACACACAAUCAAUGUUAAAGCUUGCCUGAUGAUCUUGAAAAUUCAGUGAUUGAUAAUAUAUUUAUUAGUUGAUGCUGAGAUCAUUUUUGAUGUGGAAUUAGCACAUCAUACAAACGAUGAUCUACUUUCCUCAUCCAGCUCUGUGAAAUAAUUUCCAUCAGGUCAUCUCAUUGUUAUUGUUAGACACUAAGUAGGCGGUACUUUUGUCCAGUGAUUGACAGAGGCUGGCCUUAAAACGUCAUUAUCGUGUCCUUGUUUUGUGUGUAGAUUAUCUUAUGCGUUUGAUAGCCCCUGAUGUGGUGUUCCUUUGAGAUAACAGUCAAGCCACUGUGCCUUCUGUCCAGAGCACUUCCUCAAGUAUUUUGUAAGCUCACCAAAAGCACUUAGCCCCUACUGUUUCACUUUGUAUUCUUUGGUAAACUGUGUUCUGUACUUCUCCGUAUCUGAUCCUCUGUUUUGUUGAGAUGUCAGAUGUGGGGGUCAUUUCAAUUUCAUAAUAAUGAGUGUCAUUCUGUCAUUCAUGCUUGCUGUUGCAUCUCCUGCUUCCCUCCCUUCCCAUUAGCGUAUGCACCACUGAAAGCUUACGUACUAUCUAGCUCCGAGGCCUUUUAAGAAGUUACUUUAAUUUCUAUGAUGUUACUUUGAUGCCGAUGAGAUGAAAUCAAGCUCUUCUGCUCAUAAUUAUUAUUAUCAUUGUUCUUUUUGUUUUAUGGAAGAAAAAAAAAACUAAGCAAACAAACAAAAAACAUGAACAAAAUGUGUCUCUUGAAUGUUGUACAGAUAGAAAUAGAGAUGUUGUGUUUCUAACGAGAGAUCAAACCAUCAAACCUGCUCUCCAUCGCUCCCUGCGCAGCCAGCAAUGAUGUGGCUCUUAGAAUGGCCUAACUGUGUACAGGGAUCAGGGCAAUAGUUUUGUUUUGUGUGUUUAUGUGUGUGUGUGACCAUGUGCAUUGAUGUCUUAAAAAUUAAUAUUUUGUGAAGAUAUACUGACACUGUGAAAUAAGCAUAAAAGUAUUCCCAAACAGUGACGUGCUGCUCAAAAAUUCACUAAGUUCAACAUGCACUUUUUUUUGUUGUUCCACCAGAAGUGUGUGAAUUCAUAAAUAUUAUCCAGUAAAAGAGGAGAGGUGGAGAGAAGGUCUGGGUUUGAUCUUUUUUUUAGUAGCCGACUGCUGUUGGUGGCAGAGGAAUCUGAUCUAACAUAGUAGUGACUAAUAUGAAAUUGUGGAUUGAGAAAAAAAAAAAAAAAAAAAAAAACAGUAGAGAAGAAUCAAUAAAAUACAAAAAAACA